This is a messenger RNA of Aplysia californica (California sea hare), 1593 nucleotides long. Its product is annotated as radial spoke head 14 homolog. The transcript is spliced from 10 exons. The coding region runs from base 29 to 1051 and encodes 340 amino acids. Lineage: Eukaryota; Metazoa; Mollusca; Gastropoda; Aplysiida; Aplysiidae. The record is from RefSeq and is a predicted model, not a curated record.
GUUAUGGACACUAUUUACAAUUUACAAAAUGGCGAGCACCAUCAUCUCAGCGAAAUACCCACCUAACAUCGACCCAACCAGAACUCCUUUAGCAUAUGGAGAUCGUGCAAUUCCACGAUUAAAUCGUGAACUGAAUGAUGAAAAUCUCAUAGUGAGACAAAGAGCUGUGAUGUCUCUGUGUGACCACCUGCAUGAUCCAGAGCAUAUUGCUGAGGCGCUCAGGAAUGGUAUUGGAGUCAGCUUGAAAAACUUGCUGAAAGAUGACGAUAUAACAGUUCGCCAAAAAGCUACUGAAUGUCUUUUUGUCAUGGCUGGUCAUGCACUUGGUAGAGAUUCUUUCCUCGAGAAUGAAACCAUUUAUCCAGUCGCUCGACUUUUUGAUGACUCGGAGGACAUUGCCAGAAAGAAUGCUCACCUCUGUGUCAUGAGAAUUUCUGAGACACCCCCAGGCGCUGAGGGCAUUGUGCAAGCUCAGUUUGUUCAAGUUCUGGUGAAGAAGUUGCAGACAGAACUGAAUGAAAUCAAGGAACUCAUUCUUGACACCCUUCACUUUUGCAUGCGAGUUGACACGCAAAGUGCUCUUGAUGCCAGCGCAAUGGAAGCUUUCACCAGUCUUCUGAAGCAUGAACUUCCUGUUAUUCGUGCCAAAGCUGCCAGGGAUAUAAUGGAUCUCAGUGUGCCACUGGCUGGAAAGGACCGUGCCGUUGCAUGUGGUGCUCUUCCUCUUCUCAGAGACAUGCUCAAGGACCCAACAAUGGAAGUGAGAGCAAAUUCUGCUGGAGCUAUCAUGACAAUCACCAUCACCACUAAGGGCAAAUAUACAGCAAUCCACGCCGUCUCUAUUCCUCCUCUGGUGGACCUGGUGGAUGACGUCAACAGCGAAGUCAGGCUCAAUGCCAUCAAGGCUCUGACAUGUCUCUCUGAGGCCCCUGAGGGUAGACAAGAACUGCUGAAACAUGUUGACAAGAUUCGGAAACAUGAAACAGACCACAUACCAGCAGUGGGGAAGGCUGCUGAGAUUGCAGUCAAAGUAAUCACCUGGCUACCUUAGUUUUAAGGAAUUCUAUGUUUGAUGAAGGAUAAAUCUCAUGUGAACAAGGCCUAACACCGAAAUUUGACCAACCAGGAACAGGCACAUGAGCCAAGCAAAAAAAUGUCGGCUCAAGUACGUUGUAGCAACGAGAAAUUAUCUUAAACAAUCAAAUCUGAUGCUUUUCUGAAUUUAAUAGUAUCCUUGCAUGGGAAAGUUGGUCAAUUUUGGAAAUAUUUGCACAAUAAAAUGUAUACACCCGGUAUUGUCAUCUGGAAAUGUUCUACUGUUUUGCAUUUUCACUACAGAAUACAAUAACUGAUUACUACAAGUACAAGCUGACUUUGUCUUUUCUAAUUCUUUUUUCUCUAUAAAGACUGCACUUUUUGAACAUUUUGUGUCAAGAGGCUGCUUAUGUCCACAAAGUGUCAAAAGUACUAUAUCUUUUUGUCAAAAUCUUUUGUGAGGCAUAAUAGAGGAAUCGGGCACUAGUCAAAAUAAUGAAAUCAAAGAAACUGGUAUUUUUCUGUCUGUUCGGCAGUUUUUGUCGAUUUUUUGUUUUU